UCAUCUGGCACUUUUUCUCCUUCUGCCACGUACAUGCUGUUAUUUCUCUAAAUAAAGCUUCAUCUCUGUUGGAGAACGGAGCUCACGCUAAAUUGUUUAUAAAACUUCCAAAUCGCCUGCAGCGAGCAACAGUUGAGAAAAGACUGGAACGAGAGACUAGAUCACAAAGAACUCUGGGACUGCAAUGGCGGACGGAUUACUGUAAGUUGUUGACUUUUUCCUCGAGCAGAUAAUGGAAUUUUCUGCAAUUUUAGCUCAAGGAACUGCCCCAAGCAAGCGUGCAUUUCAUUCCUGUUCUGUUGUAGAAGGUUCACUGUAUAUUUUCGGCGGAAUCACAGAUGACAGAACGGUUUUAAGUGACAUGUACCGAUACGAUGUCUCCUCAAAUUCUUGGAGUGCGAUGGAAAGUCCUGUCCCUAGAGGUUCGCAAAGCAAACCUGUAGUUUCGUCAGUAUUUCCUAAAGGAAGACUUUGCACAGCACCCAGUGUCAGUCAUCAUACGGCGACGGUAAUACGGGGUCGUUUUAUCCUGAUCAUAGGUGGCUGGAAUGGACGAAAGAGAUGCGCCGAUGUGUUUUGUUUCGACACUGUUGAACAAUUUUGGCGCCACAUUCCGGAAUCAGGGGAGGUUCCCGUUGGCUUAAGCUCACAUACAGCAACGUUAGUUUCUUCUAAAGAUAUUUUAAUUAUCGGGCGAGAAGGGGGUGUUCACACUCAGAGGCGCUUUGCUGGUGCUUUUUAUUUCAACUUUGAAACUGGAAAAUACACUGAGGCCCCAUAUCAUGCUAGUUCUCGAUCAGGUCACACGUCAAAUUUAAUUCCCAUCAGAGCUAGCAAGGAGAAUCACUUGUUUGUCUUCGGAGGCCGAAAGAGUGGGGGUUACGAAUUAAUUGGUUCCUGGAACAAAAUUGAAGAAACUGAAUCCUCGUUUCCCAAACAGAGACUAGCCGAGUUGAUUAAGAAGUCCACCGUUUGCGAAGAACCUUGUGGCAGACAGCAUGCUAAGGCAGUUGAACUUGACAGUAAACAUUUGUUUAUUUUUGGUGGAGAGACAUGGAGUGGGGUGCGAGAAAAUGUAACAAAUGAUGCGUUCAUUUUAGAGUCGGACAGAAUGAGGUGGUAUAAGUUACCACCCAGUGGAAAUGUUCCUAAACUUGUUGGACAUUCUAUGGUUGGGACAGGUGAUAAGAUUUUUGCCUUUGGUGGUGGAGUUGGUAACAAGCACUGCAACACUCUUUGGGAAGUAAAGAUUUAACUUCAGUUUAUUUCAUGUCGUUGCUUCAAAAUUUAGGAAACAAAUGUAUUUUUCAGAGGUCACGUAAUUGAAUUUUUAAAGUCAUGUUGGACUAGAUGAGUUGAAGAUGUCAAGAGAAAACAGCGAAAAAAAUACGAAGUGUUGAACUUAAAGUCAUAAGAAACAAAAUAGGUAGCCAUGCCACGUUUUUGUUGGAGAAAACUUGUCGGUUUGAACUGAUCUGUUAUUUAUACGUUCCGUGCACACUGAAUGAAUCUGUCUUCCUUUCAUGUAACUGACAUUUCACAUUUGCUCAUUUACACGUUUACGAUUGAAAGACCAACGCCCUUAUUCGUAAGUCCUAACCCCUAACACAGAAGCUAUGAAACGUUAGCUACUGAUAUUUUCAUUCAGGACACACCGGUGAGUAAAUUAGCACCCUUUAUACCCGAAUUCUGGAAAUUUCAGAAAAAACAAUUGCAAUCAUUUUUCAUUUCUGUCCAGUAAUACCUCUGAAAAAAAAAAAUACAGUCAGGGAGAGGGGAGCGUUCAGGGUCAUGUGGUAUACAGCCUCGACUUUCAUGGAUUUUGGAGGACACCAUUUGCAAAAAACAAAAAAUGCAACUCGUAAGUGGAAAGGGAACGCCUGGGUAUGACUGGAAAAAACCU
This is a messenger RNA of Orbicella faveolata, 1903 nucleotides long. RefSeq names its product kelch domain-containing protein 9-like. The record is from RefSeq and is a predicted model, not a curated record. Lineage: Eukaryota; Metazoa; Cnidaria; Anthozoa; Scleractinia; Merulinidae. Gene Ontology annotation, molecular function: cyclin binding.